This is a messenger RNA of Funneliformis geosporum, 372 nucleotides long. Lineage: Eukaryota; Fungi; Glomeromycota; Glomeromycetes; Glomerales; Glomeraceae. The record is from the annotation of a GenBank genome assembly.
AUGAGAGAAAGAAUAGCAAGCAGAGAAAAAAAUAUAAAGAUUUCUGAUUCUGGAAAACGCUUUAGCUAUGUUGUAGUGAAUGACGACCCUCGUUAUAAAAAAGAUGGUUCAAAAUCAACAAGAAAGGGUGAUUAUAAGGAGUUUUCAGAAAUUGCAAAAGAGUUUAAUAUGAAGAUAAAUAUCGGUCACUAUUUAGAACAAACAGUAGGAAUGUGUGCACAUUUUAUCAAUGAAGACAAUAUGUUCCUACUACUCUUAUCAGAUAAAAUAAUGCAGAUUAAAGAUUCGGAUAUAAGGGAAAAGUGGAUUGAUAAAUAUUUCCAGAAAAAGGCAAAAAAUUGGCUUAUAAAAUAUAUCAAGAGUUUUCAAUAA